Ostreobium quekettii is the source of this 1224-nucleotide messenger RNA. The record is from the annotation of a GenBank genome assembly. Lineage: Eukaryota; Viridiplantae; Chlorophyta; Ulvophyceae; Bryopsidales; Ostreobiaceae.
AUGGAUGCUGAGAUCGUACCAGAUUCGCUGGGUGUCAUGGACGAGGGCAUGUCGGACAGAAUUGAAUCGUCCGAAGACAAGUGCGUGGAGCCAGUGGAUGUGGUGUACUGGAAUCUGCUCCUGGCAUUUGGCCUAUACUUGACAAACUGCCUCAUAUCUGUGUACAUGUCACUGGGCCUCAACAGGACGCUCAUAUUUGCAGGCAUCCGGUGCGUAAUCCAGCUCAUGGUGCUUGGCUACAUCCUGGUACCGCUGUUUAAAACGCAUCACUGGUACUACAUUGCGGCGUAUGUUGUGUUCAUGCUGUGGGUGGCUGCCAUCGAGGUGAUGUCACGGCCUUCUCAUUCAUAUGCGGGCAUGCUGAGUCACAUCAUUUUAGCAAUCACCGCAUGCACAUCCACUGUCCUCAUUUAUGGGAUGCUGCUUGUGAUCCAAUGGGGCACAGUGGAGCCGCUUGGUGCCAGUGACCUGAAGUGGUGGGCACCGCAAUACUUCAUACCCAUAGCAGGGAUGCUACUGGGCAACUCGCUGUCAGGUAUCAGCCUGGGCCUGACAACUGUUCUGCAAGAACUUGCAACAGGCAAGGAUCGCGUGGAAGUCCUGCUUGCCGUUGGUGCCACCCGCUUCGAGGCAACAAAAGGCGUCGUCCGCCAAGCCCUGAACACCGCCCUGUUGCCGAUGGUCAACCAGAUGAGCGUUGUGGGUAUCGUCUCAAUCCCGGGCAUGAUGACUGGUCAGAUCCUGGCAGGAUCGCCGCCCUUGCAGGCAGCCAAGUACCAGAUCGCAAUACUGUUCAUGAUCAGCACGGCAACGGCCCUUGGGUCCAUUAUCGCAGUGUUCCUUGCAGUGAUGUACAUUGUGGACAGCCAGCACCGGUUGCGUUCAGAUCGGCUCCGAUCGCGGAACAGACCUCCAGGGAUCGAGGUUUGGGCGAUGGUGAAGGCGAUAUCGGCUGUCGAGAGUGUGAGAAGUUUUGGCAGACGAAUGUACAACAUCAGGCGGCGCAACUGGUACUCACAGGCUCCCAGCCUGAGGAACAGGAAUUGGAUGUAUGUCCGUGCUGGCACUGACAACCUGGAUGACAAUAGGUUUGGGGCGCUGGUGGGAAGUGGCGACUUGGGGAGUGAUGACGUGUUCAUGGGCAGCGUUGACGGGGGACUUCAAAUGGAAUUGGAAGGAGAGGGUGCGGUUGUCGUUGAGGAUGGGAAGUUGGGCAAAAAGUAA